This is a messenger RNA of Eptesicus fuscus (big brown bat), 3633 nucleotides long. It is a transcript of the gene SAMD15, whose product is annotated as sterile alpha motif domain containing 15. The coding region runs from base 1 to 3033 and encodes 1010 amino acids. Gene Ontology annotation, molecular function: protein binding. The record is from RefSeq and is a predicted model, not a curated record. Lineage: Eukaryota; Metazoa; Chordata; Mammalia; Chiroptera; Vespertilionidae. The transcript has 3 exons.
AUGGCUGAAGUCCCAGAAGAUUAUGAUUCUGGCCCCGGUGAAAAUGAAGACCUGGAGUCUGAGAGACCAGAAAAACCUAGGCCUCUUAAAAUAGAUGAAGAUGCCGAACCAGACAUCCCGGCAGAGACACACCCAAAGCUACUUGGAGAGAUUCACCAAGAGCCACAGCCAGAGACGGAGGAAGAGAAUUUGAAAGACCAGAUGCCAGAAAGUGCUGAGAAUAUACACCCACAACUAAAACCAACCAGGAUAUCAGAGGAAGAGAUUCUCAAGGAGUCAAAGAUAGACCUUUCAAAGGAGACUGAGAUAGGGAUUUCCCAAGAGGUAAUGUUGGAGACAUCCAGAGAGAUGAGAAGAGAGCUUUCUAAGGAUUUGGAGAUCCCUAUGGAUGAAAAACAGGAGGAGCCAGACCUAAAGCCACCAGAGGAGACCAAACCAGAUGUUACAGAAGGUGUAUUCAUAGAGUCAGCUCAAGAAACAAAUCUAGAGCUCCCAAAGGAAACUGAGUCUGAGGUUCCAAGAGCCACAAUCAAUGAGACAAGAUUAGACUUACUAGAGGAGACCAAACUAGGGGUUCCAGAGGAAUUGCUUAGAGAGCAAAAUGAAGAACCUUCAGAACAGAUCAAACCUGAAUUUCCAAGUGAGAAACCAAGAAAAGUAAUUGAAGAUAGAGAUCUACAGUCACCAGAGAUGACCACUCCAGAAUUUCCAGAAGAGACACAAAGAAAGUCAUCUGAGGAGAAAAGCAAAGAGCCAUCUGAGCUGACCAAACUGGAGUUUACAGAAGAGAAACCAAUAAAGUCUACUGAGGAGACAGGUCUAGAGCCUCCAGAAGAGGCCAAACCAGAAGUUCCAGAGGAGAUACGAAGAAAAUCAACAGAGGAGAAAGAGGUAGAGCCAUCUGAGCCAACUACACUAGAGUUUCCAAAGAAGGAACCAAGAAAGUCUGGUGAGGGGGCAGAUCUAGAGCCUCUAGAAGAGGCCAAACCAGAAGUUCCAGAGGAGAUACGAAGAAAGUCAACAGAAGAGAAAGAGACAGGGCUUUCUGAGCCAACUACACUAGAGUUUCCAAAGGAGAAACCAAGAAAGUCUGGUGAGGAUGCAGAUCUAGAGCCUCUAGAAGAGGCCAAACCAGACAUUUUAGAGGAGAUACAAAGAAAAUCAACAGAAGAGAAAGAGACAGAGCUAUCUGAGCCAACUACACUAGAGUUUCCAAAGGAGAAACCAAGAAAGUCUGGUGAGGAGGCAGAUCUAGAGCUUCCAGAAGAGGCCAAACCAGAAGUUCCAGAGGAGAUACAAAGAAUAUCAACAGAAGAGAAAGAGAUAGAGCUAUCUGAGCCAACUAAACUAGAGUUUCCAAAGGAGAAACCAAGAAAGUCUGGUGAGGAGGCAGAUCUAAAGCUUCCAGAAGAGGUCAAACCAGAUGUUCCAGAGGAGAUACGAAGAAUAUCAACAGAAGAGAAAGAGACAGAGCUAUCUGAGCCAACUAAACUAGAGUUUCCAAAGGAGAAACCAAGAAAGUCUGGUGAGGAGGCAGAUCUAGAACCUCUAGAAGAGGCCAAACCAGAAGUUCCAGAGGAGAUACGAAGAAAAUCAACAGAAGAGAAAGAGACAGAGCCAUCUGAGCUAACUACACUAGAGUUUCCAAAGGAGAAACCAAGAAAGUCUGGUGAGGAGGCAGGUCUAGAACUUCCAGAAGAGACUAAGACAGAGGUUGCAGAGGAUAUAGGAAGAAAACCACCUGAGGAAAAAGGGACUGAGCAGACUAAACCAGAGUUUCCAGACCAGAAACCAAUUGAGUCACAAAGAAAGUUAACUGAGGGGAAGGUUCCAGAGCCACUAGAAGAGAUAAAAUCAGAGUUUCCUGAGGAAAAAUCAAGAACACUGAUUGAGAAAACAGGUCUAGAGUCAACAGAAAAGACCAAACCAGAAAUUCAAGAGGAGACACAAAGGAAGUCAACUGUGGAGAAAGUUCUAGAACCACCAGAAGCUACUGAACCAACAGUUAUAAAAAAUAAGCAAAGAAAAUCAAUUGAGACAGGACAAGCACCACCACAGAAGUCCAAAUCAGAUGAUAUGCUGAGAGAGUCAACUGAAAAGAAAGGUCUAGAGCCUCCAGAACAGACUUCACCAUGGUUUCUAAAGAAAGAACCAGAGACCCAAAGUAAAUCAAGUCCUCAGUUGACACUACAAAAGACCAAAUCAGAGGUUCAAAAGAAGACACAAAAAGAGCCAACUAAGGAUAAAGAUGUAGAGUUACCAGAUAAAGCCAAACCACUAUUUGGACGAGAGACACAUGAAAAAUUAAACAAGGAAGAUAGGCCAGAACCAAUCAAAGUUAAGCAUUUUGCAGAUGAAGACAAGCUGGAGGAUCCUAACUAUAAAAUAAAGUCAUUAGUAAAAGGAACUAAAAGGAUUAUUAAAGAGAUAGGCUCUUUCACAGUAAGAGAAGUAAAGUCAGUAAAUAUAGAUGAUGAUUUUUCAAAAGAACACCCAAUACAGUAUGAGCUUACUGAUACCAGUAAGGACUUAUAUCCCUCCGAGUCUCUGAGGGAUUUAAGAGAGUCAUGGAGUGAAAAACCUGUAGAUUUGUCCCUACAGUUGAAGGAUGAUAAAGAAGCCCAGCAAAACGAAAGUCCUGAGCUACAAUUUGAGUAUCUUAACUGGAGCCCAGAAAAAGUUGCAGAGUGGAUUAGCGAGUUAGGCUUCCCUCAAUACAAGGAGUGUUUUAUCACAAACUUCAUCAGUGGCCGAAAACUCAUCCAUGUAAACUGCUCAAACCUCCCUCAGAUAGGGAUAACAGAUUUUGAAGACAUGAAGGUAAUUUCUCGGCACACGCGGGAGCUACUGGGAAUUGAAGAACCAUUAUUUAAACGCUCCAUCCGUUUUCCCUAUAGGGACAAUAUUGGCUUAUUUUUAGAACAAAAAGGUCAUACUGGGGAAAAAUCUGAUUCCUUGACUUAUUCUGAAUUUGUGCAAACAGCAGGAUUACAAGAUUAUGAGCCACAAAUAACUUCCCCUGACGAGAAUUAGGCAUUCUAUUACACUGAGCCACAGAGAAAAGCCAUUGCACUUAGCUUGAAAGAUCAAACUAAAUUACUUGGUGGAAGAAGUUUGGUCUUUUUGGGUUUUCUUUUUCUCCUCCUCAUUAAGGAUCAGAGUAGAACUCCUGGCACUACUCCUAGUUCUGUCACCAACUCGCAGCACAUUCCUGUAUUUCUGUUUCAAUUUAGCAUGCCAUUAAAACAAAGAUAGUGCCCUGGCCGGGUAGGUCAGUUGGUUAAACUCAAGCAUAGCCCCAAUACACCAGGGUUAUCGGUUUGUUUCCCAGUCGGGGUUCAUAUAAGAAUCAACCAAUGAAUGCCUAAACAAAUUGAUGUCCCUCUGCACCUCCCCCACCCCCUUCCUCUCUCUAAAAAAUAAAAAAUAAACAAUUAAAAAGAAAAGAAAGAAUUUUGCCCCAGCUAGCAUGGCUCCCUGGUUGAACAUGGACCCAUGAAUCAAGAGGUCAUGGUUCAAUUCCCGGUCAGGACACAUGCCCAGGUUACGGGCUCAACCCCCAGUAGGGGGAAUGCAGGAGGCAGCUGAUCAGUGAUUCUCUCUUAUCAUUGAUGUUUCUCUCCCUCUCUCCCU